Molecule: messenger RNA, 1383 nt
Organism: Morone saxatilis (striped sea-bass)
Lineage: Eukaryota; Metazoa; Chordata; Actinopteri; Moronidae
Product: tissue alpha-L-fucosidase-like
Exons: 7
Coding region: 1-1383 (460 amino acids)
Biological process (GO): glycoside catabolic process; fucose metabolic process
Cellular component (GO): lysosome
Molecular function (GO): alpha-L-fucosidase activity
Source: RefSeq, a predicted model, not a curated record
AUGCCACUUCCAAUGCAGCCUUCAUGUAUUACUCCUUUAAUUUGCCUAAUUCCCCUUCUUAUGUUGGGACCUGGAUGUACAGCGCGCUAUGCAGCAAACUGGACCAGUCUGGAUGCCAGACCCCUGCCCAAGUGGUUUGACGAGGCAAAGAUUGGGAUUUUCGUCCACUGGGGGGUCUUCUCGGUCCCUGGGUUCGGGCAGUAUAGUGAGUGGUUCUGGUACUGGUGGCAGUCCCAAAAGCGCCCAGAAGAAGUUGAUUUCAUGCAGAAGAACUACCCGCCGGGCUUUAAAUACACAGAUUUUGCGCCUGACUUUCAUGCAGAAUUCUUUGACCCGGAUAGCUGGGCAGAGGUUUUCAAAGCCUCUGGAGCCAGGUAUGUGGUAUUCACAUCCAAACACCACGAAGGAUUCACAAACUGGCCCUCAGCAGGCUCUUGGAACUGGAAUUCAGUGGAUGUAGGUCCUCAUCGGGACCUGGUCGGAGAACUGGCAACAGCUGUCAGGAAGAGGUCACUGCGCUUGGGUCUCUACCACUCUCUAUAUGAAUGGUAUCAUCCCCUUUUCUUGCUGGACCAAGCCUCUGGAUUCAAGACUCAGAAUUUUGUUGCCCGUAAGACUCUUCCAGAGCUAGUGAACCUUGUAAUGGCAUACAAACCAGAUCUGAUCUGGUCUGAUGGGGACUGGGAAGCACCAGACACCUACUGGAACUCCACCCAGUUUCUGGCCUGGCUCUACAAUGACAGCCCAGUCAAGGAUGUGGUGGUUACCAAUGACAGGUGGGGUAAGGGCUGCUACUGCAAACAUGGAGGCUACUACAACUGCGCUGACAGGUACAUGCCCGGUGAACUUCCAGACCACAAAUGGGAGAAAUGCCAGUCCAUCGACACCCGUUCCUGGGGCUACCGAAGAGACAUGAAGCUGAGCGAACUCAUGGACCUGCCGUCCAUCAUAAAGGACUUGGUGUAUGUGGUAGCAAUGGGUGGUAACUACCUACUGAACAUUGGGCCAAUGGCAGAUGGCAUGAUUGCCCCGGUGUUUGAGGAGAGGUUGAGGGGACUUGGUGCCUGGUUGGGAAUUAAUGGGGAAGCAGUCUAUGCUUCCAAACCCUGGAGGGUCCAGACGGAGAACAGCACUGUUACUGUCUGGUACACUGCCAAAAACAAUACAGUUUAUGCCAUAAUGCUUGGCUGGCCAGCCAAACAGCCACUUCAGCUCACAACACCAAGGACGUCUGGGGCUACCAAAGUUACACUUAUGGACUAUCCUGAUUUACCACUGAAGUGGGCACCAGUGACACAAACCGCUGGACUGAUGAUUGUUAUGCCUACCAUGCCAGUAUCUCCUGGGAAUGCCUGGUCUCUGAAACUGGAAGGAGUAGUCUAA